Molecule: messenger RNA, 2049 nt
Organism: Penicillium cosmopolitanum
Lineage: Eukaryota; Fungi; Ascomycota; Eurotiomycetes; Eurotiales; Aspergillaceae
Product: Zn(II)2Cys6 transcription factor
Exons: 5
Biological process (GO): regulation of DNA-templated transcription
Cellular component (GO): nucleus
Molecular function (GO): DNA-binding transcription factor activity, RNA polymerase II-specific; zinc ion binding
Source: RefSeq, a predicted model, not a curated record
AUGCCGACUCCGAAUCUCAAUCGGUUGUCUUCAAAGCCCGGGAAACUACCGGCAUGUAACACAUGUCGGGCUAUGAAACUCAGAUGCGACCACGGGAGACCCAGCUGUGCAAGGUGCCGAGACAAAGGUCUGGCUACCGAAUGUGCAUAUCGGCUCAGACCAUUCAAACGACCUUUGGCUCGGAAGUCAGGCGCACAGAUGUCCCGGGAAGAUGACACAGCUUCUGUUCCAUCAAAUGCCGGGAUUUCUGGAAAUUCAGAAGCGCCCUCAAUUCAAUAUCCUAACCCCGGCUAUCUGGGCUCAUCUAGCCAUACGACCCUGUUUGAUCAGUUGCCACUCCAAAGCACUGCACAGGUCGGCGGCGUGAGCCAACAAACCGAGCUUAGUCCAGUCCCCCAGAACGAAUGCGUGGUCGACGACAAUUCUGUCGCUAAGGGCACAGAGCUCAUUCUCAAGCUCCACUGCGAACUUGCGAUCCAGUCAUUCAGCUGUCUCUACCAGAACUGGAUUUCAACUGGGGCAAACCUCGCCUUGGCCGGCCCACUCACAGAAGCUUGUGCAACCACGGUUGACUACGUGCUGUUACAGUGUGAUGGAACACAUGCCACCGCUCGGACCAUAUCUAAACAGCUCUUUUAUCGCUCAUGCCAACGGAUUCCUUCAAAUGAAGAAACUAGCUAUGGCGAAUACUGUUCCAGUUUUUCCGGAGAAAAUGCUCGCUGGGAAACAUUUGGCAUAUUCUUCACUGCCAUCUGCCGAGCCUCCGUAGACCUCCCUUAUGCAGAGCCAUUAUAUGACUCGGAGCAACAACGGCGUCGGCUCCAACAGCUUGCGCUUACGUACUCGGAUCAAUGUUUAGAGCUUUGUCUACCGCUAGAUUGUAUGAAUGAUCUCCAGCUUUUUCUGCAGUACGAAAACUUCAUUUCUCAUUCACAGGUGGAUGGUGAUCAGAGCUACCUCUCUUGGCGGAAAUUGGGAGAUGUCGCAGCCUCAAUUUAUGCUCUCGGUUACCACCAACAACAAACGCAUUCAUUUCGCACUGCGCCACGAUUCCUGCGUGAUCUCCGUCAAAUAGCUUUCUGUAGGACGUAUUCUGCCGAUAAAAAUGUCUCAAUAUUUCUUGGCCGACCACCCCGGAUUCUGCGGAAAUUUUGUCACUUCUACCUUCCAGGUACAGCUAUGCAGCCAGCCCAAAGGGCAUCUCGCAUGCCAGCGGUCUGGGAUCCAACCGAGAGGCCGAACUUCGUGACAGACUCUACAUGGGCAGCUAUUUGUGGCAUUUUGAAGGAGGAUAUACUAGAUCUAUUUGCGGAAGAAAGAAAUGAGGAAAAAUUGCAACAAGGGCAUCUCAGCCUCAUAUAUGCCGAUGCCCUUGCUCAAUGGGGAGCUGUCCCCGAGAGCUAUCGCCUUGAAUGCAGCCUCAAGGCGUGCGACCGGCGACCAGUAGAACGUGACUUCAUGGUCAACAUGAAGCUAAAUUAUCUUCACGUACAUUUUCUACUACGGCGAGCGUUGCUCCGUUCGGUGGCCAUGGACCCGGCCCCGGAUUUAUUCAGCAUUUCCAGAGAAAUGCUUGAUCUUGUGAUCGAGACGGUGAUGCUCAAGGGCCAGAUCAUCAAUUCCGGCACUUCGUUAGUCUGGAAGGUCGUGUAUUACGGACUGUCAGCGGCCGGCUCCAUAGCACUUACCCUUGCAAACCGACCUUCAGUCAGUGAAAUAACCCAAGCCGACAUGUCCAGUAUAUUCCAAAACCUCAGUAUUCUUGUGGGAGAGGUUGAAAAUGGAACUCUGGUGUAUGUCAACUCGCCCAAUUUUGCCUUGCUUUCUCGGGCAACCCAAACAAUCAAAACCCUUCUCGGCCGGAUGAUAUUGCCGUUUCAAUCCUCGCGAGAUGUGGCGACCACAUCCGAAGGUCGAUCUGGGGCGCUCGCAAGCUCUGAAAAUUUCACAGCUCUAAACGAUGGGGAGUGGGCCAUAUGGGAUGAUAGGGGGUUCCAGGAUUUUGAGAUGAAUUUCUGGCACCAUCUUGCCGACCAUCCGUUUCUUAAU